GCCGGGCUGGUCCCGGACGACGCCUGGCAGUCUCGGCGCGCGGCUGCGGGGGCUCCGCAGCACGCAAUGACCAUAGCCGGCGGCGGAGCCCGAGCUCCACCCAGUGCUGAGCGCUCCGUGGGCCGCGGCGGACGCUGAGCACCAGCUUCCGCCUAGUGCGCCGGUUCCGGGCCAUGUACUCGGGGAACCGCAGCGGCGGCCAGGACUUGUGGGAAGGCGGCGGGGACUCGGGCACCGCGGGGCCAGCGGGCACGCUCAGCCCCGCGCCCCUCUUCAGCUCGGACACCUACGAGCGCCUGGCGCUGCUGGUCGGCUCCAUUGGGCUCCUGGGUGUCGGCAACAACCUGCUGGUGCUCGUCCUGUACUACAAGUUCCAGCGGCUCCGCACGCCCACUCACCUCUUCCUGGUCAACAUCAGCCUCAGCGACCUGCUCGUGUCCCUCUUCGGAGUCACCUUUACCUUCGUGUCCUGCCUGAGGAACGGCUGGGUCUGGGACACCGUGGGCUGCGUGUGGGACGGGUUUAGCAGCAGCCUCUUCGGGAUUGCUUCCAUUACAACCCUAACUGUGCUGGCCUAUGAACGUUAUAUCCGUGUGGUCCAUGCCAGAGUGAUCAAUUUCUCCUGGGCCUGGAGGGCCAUUACCUACAUCUGGCUCUACUCACUGGCAUGGUCAGGAGCACCUCUCCUAGGCUGGAACAGGUACAUCCUGGACACACAUGGACUAGCCUGCACUGUGGACUGGAAAUCCAACAACUCCAGUGAUUCUUCCUUUGUGCUUUUCUUAUUUCUCGGCUGCCUGGUGGUGCCCGUGGGCGUCAUAGUGCAUUGUUAUGGCCAUAUUCUGUACUCCAUUCGAAUGCUUCGUUGUGUUGAAGAUCUUCAGACAAUUCAAGUGAUCAAAAUUUUAAGUUAUGAAAAGAAAGUGGCCAAAAUGUGUCUUUUUAUGAUAUUCACCUUCUUGAUCUGUUGGAUGCCUUAUAUUGUGAUCUGUUUCUUGGUGGUUAAUGGUUAUGGACACCUGGUCACUCCAACAAUAUCUGUUGUUUCAUACCUCUUUGCUAAAUCGAGCACCGUAUAUAAUCCAGUUAUUUAUACCUUCAUGAUCAGAAAGUUUCGAAGAUCCCUUUUGCAGCUGCUAUGUUUCCGCCUGCUGAGAUGCCAGCGGCCUGCUAAGGACUUACCAGUAGUUGGGAGUGAAAUGCAGAUCAGACCCAUUGUGAUGUCACAGAAAGACAGGGACAGGCCAAAGAAGAAAGUGACUUUUAACUCUUCUUCCAUCAUUUUUAUCAUUACCGGUGAUGAGUCGCUAUCCGUCAACGACAUGGACAAAACCAAUGGGUCCAAAGCUGAUAUAAUCCAAGUUCGUCCUUUAUAGGAAUGAAUAAUGCUAAUGAAAUGUGGGUCUUAAAUCAGACACUACUUUUAGACUUCCAUUGUAAGGACUGUUCUGGAAUCUACAUUCUACGUGAUAGCAACAGAACUUCUGUGGCUCAGCAGGAAAGCUGAAUUACCCAUCUGCUCUCUGGCGUGAGAAAGCAAUUGAGCAGGACAAAUAUUUGUUUAACAGGUGCUUUAAAUAAUGAAAAAAACUGCUUGAAGCACAAGAUGGGCAUCUAGCACCAUCAUCUAGCAUGUUAGAAGUUUUUAUUUCAAAUAUAUUUUUAAAGGACUGUAUUUUCCAAAGCAUAUAAUGAAUUUUUUCUCAAAAACCUCAGCUAUAAAAAUACCUUUGUUUUAUACAAAUGUGCAAAAUAUCUAGACAAUCUUGAUUUUUCUGUAGUGUUGCGUCCUAUUCAUUGUCAUGGCAUAUACUUGACCAAAUCAAAUUUAUCAAGGCGAUAUUUCUAGAAAAAGAGAAUCAAUCCCAUAACUAUCUGAAACAAAAGACUGUUGCUGUAUGUAUAGUACCAUAGAGACAAGCUUCAGACUAAUGUGUUACUGAGCAAGUGCUAGAAGACACUAAGAAGCAUCAUAGCAAAGAAACUAGAAUCACAAAUUUCAAGAUAGUCAUGGAAUAUAGUUAAUUAUAUAUUCAUAGAGGAUGUACAUGGUGAAGAUGGUGUUGAUGGCAGGUCAGUAUCUCCAUUUCAUUUCAAAUACGAGCAUGGUAGAAUUAGCCUCUUCUGUUAAUAAUUUCCCCCAAUUUUGCCAUGGACACAGAAUCCCAAAUUUAGAAUCGGAGUUCUAAGUGAAAAAAACAAAUCUGCGUUUGGAGGGUGAUGAAAAUAAGUGUAGAGCUAUCUUUAUAAAAUGUUUUAGUCUUUAUUAUUCAUCAGUCAAUCCACUGGAUAAUUAACAGUCAGUGUUAUCGUAGAGUCCAUUUUCCACAGGUCACUGUUUAGACUAAACAGAUUAUUAGAACACGAGGAUUUUUUUGACAGUAUAUGAAAGAAACACAAUCAUUUUAUUGAUUUACUUUGCCUACUUUUUAUUUCUUGGAUAACUGUCUUACCAGUGUUGCAUCUUCAUAAUUAAUCAUUUCUGAAGGAUAUCUAAAUGACUGGGUCAGCCUACUGACGAAGGAAGAACCAAAGAAAGAGUUUUUCACUAAAUGUGCUUUUAAUAAUAAAGUCUAUUGCUGGUUCUGCCAAAGCAUGUAGUUACAGAAUAAAUUAGUAGAUUGAUUCUGAGUGUCUGAAAUGGAAUAAAAUACUUCACAUUUCUAAGAAAGCUGUCUCUCAUUUCCUUUCAAUUCUGUUGUACAUGGAGAGAUUUAAUUUGUGAAUAAAACCCUUUCGUAUCUUUCACUUUGUAUGGCAUUAGCCGCUUUCUUCUUAUCGUCAGAAGGUAAUACUGGAAUUUGAAGACUGGGAAACAGGUUCAUUUUGUAACUCUCUGGAACUCCCCCAAAGUUCCCAUUUGCACUUCAGGUUUUUUAAAGUGAAUUUGAGCAUUGUGGUUAGAUAAAUUCUACCCAGGUGGGGAAAGUGCAGUUAGC
This is a messenger RNA of Trichechus manatus latirostris (Florida manatee), 2939 nucleotides long. RefSeq names its product opsin 3 (gene OPN3). Gene Ontology annotation, molecular function: G protein-coupled photoreceptor activity. The coding region runs from base 174 to 1376 and encodes 400 amino acids. Gene Ontology annotation, biological process: cellular response to light stimulus; phototransduction; G protein-coupled receptor signaling pathway. The transcript is spliced from 4 exons. NCBI's taxonomy places the organism in Eukaryota, Metazoa, Chordata, Mammalia, Sirenia, Trichechidae. The record is from RefSeq and is a predicted model, not a curated record. Gene Ontology annotation, cellular component: plasma membrane; photoreceptor outer segment.